AAAUCCGCCAAGCCUCCCUGACGCGAGGUUCUUGGUUACUCUCAAGCGCGCGCACCAUUCGGAUAUCGCUCCAGUGGCAGGAUGAGUUCUUGCAGCAGCAGAGCGCUAACCAUCCUGUCCACAGUGUUUGGGGCGUGUGGCCUGCUGCUGGUCGGUGUGGCCGUGUCCACAGACUACUGGCUGCUGAUGGAGGAAGGCAUUGUGCUGCAGCAGAACCAGAGCCUGGAGGUCAAAAUGGCCCUGCACUCCGGCCUCUGGAGGGUCUGCUUCGUGGCUGGGGCAGAGAAUGGGAGAUGUGUGGCUUCAGAGUAUUUCACUGAGCCAGAGAUAGAAAUCACCACAGAGAACACUGCCAAUAUCCUGAAAAUGGUGCGGACGGCCACUCCGUUUCCCAUGGUGUCUUUGCUCUUCGUCUUUACCGCCUUCGUCAUCAGUAACAUCGGACACAUCCGUCCCCAGCGCACCAUCCUGGCCUUCGUCUCUGGGAUCUUCUUCAUCCUCUCAGGCCUCAGUCUGGUGGUGGGCCUGGUCCUCUACAUCUCCAGUAUUAAUGAUGAGGUGAUGAACAGACCGAGGGAGCCUGAACAGUUCUUCCACUACCACUACGGCUGGUCCUUCGCCUUUGCGGCCUCCUCGUUCCUACUCAAAGAGGGGGCUGGGGUGAUGUCAGUCUAUCUGUUUAUGAAGCGUUAUGCUGAGGAGGAGAUGUAUCGCCCCCACCCCGCCCUCUACCGCCCUCGUUUGUCUGACAGCAGUGACUACAGUGGCCGAUUUCUUCAACCUGAGACCUGGCCUCCUCCCAAGAGGGGCCGAAGCGACUCCCGGGCCUCCAGCGACAUCUCCAUCCAGCUCAACCAAACCCCCCCGCAGCCCCCCAAAAACAACCCCCAGCAGAGCAACCAAGGUGGAGGCAUGGUGCCAGGCAUGGGCCCUGGAUCUGGGUCCUCAUCCGGAGCUAGCUACCAGCUGCCCCCACCAUCUGGGGCAUACAACACCCACACACUCCAGCACCAACACUCUCAUGGAAACUCCCAGGCCAUGCCCCCCGUUGCCGUGCCCCCUCCUCACUACCACACACACAUGCACAUGGGGGCCUCCCCCUGUUAGAAAAAGCCCAAUGGAAAGGGCUGCACCCCCCCCCCCACACACACACACACACCUACACACACAGACACACACACAAUAUUAUUUAUGAUUAAUAUAUUAAGAAAAAGAGAGUAGAUUUUGUAUGAAGGUGAUGACCCAGAGAGUGGACAGAGCGAUAUUAAAGAGGAUUAAUGGGGAGGAUCUAGCAUAGAGAUGGUGGAUGGGGAGUAGUGGAUCUGAGAUAGAGAGUUGAGUGUGGGGUGUAAAGGAUGUAGGAUUGAGAGAUGAGGGGGUAGAAUGGAUCUAGGAUGAAGAGAUAAGGGGCUGUAUAGGAUAAGGAUGGGGAAAGAUUAUGGAGGGGUUGCAGAGGAUGUAGGAUAGAGAGAUGAGGGGGUAGAAUGGAUCUAGGAUGAAGAGAUAAGGGGCUGUAUAGGAUAGGGAUGGGGAAAGAUUAUGGAGGGGUUGCAGAGGAUGUAGGAUAGAGAGAUGAGGGGGUAGAAUGGAUCUAGGAUGAAGAGAUAAGGGGCUGUAAAGGAUAGGGAUGGGGAAAGAUUAUGGAGGGGUUGCAGAUGAUGUAGGAUAGAGAGAUGAGGGGGUAGAAUGGAUCUAGGAUGAAGAGAUAAGGGGCUGUAUAGGAUAGGGAUGGGGAAAGAUUAUGGAGGGGUUGCAGAUGAUGUAGGAUAGAGAGAUGAGGGGGUAGAAUGGAUCUAGGAUGAAGAGAUAAGGGGCUGUAAAGGAUAGGGAUGGGGAAAGAUUAUGGAGGGGUUGCAGAGGAUGUAGGAUAGAGAGAUGGGAGGGAAUGCAGAGGGUCUAGGACAGAGAUGUGAUGAGGGGGAAGCAGAGAAAGUUAGAGAAAACUAUGAUUUUUUUUGACAGGCUGUGACAAAAAUGGGCUGAGAGGUAAAGAGGGAGAAACGGAGAGAGCAAAAGCGAGGCUGCAGCAAGUCUGCACCCACUGCAGUGCUGCAGAAACGGAUGGAUUUGUAUUCACUUUAGAUCCAACACCUGAGUGUACAUCACUAAACACUGUCUUACUCUAUCACACACCUCUACUUAAUAAGCCCCUAGAUUUAUACUGACACUCAUACAUGGACUUGGAACUAACUAUUGCCAUUAUUUCCAUUAAGACUGGAAGUAUACUGUUUAUUGUUGUAUUCUCUGGGUGUCAUAGCACUUUCAUACCAGUAGUACAUUUAUUGUCAAUUAUUAUUAUUAAUUAUAAUAAUAAUAAUAAUUUGAGCAAAAAUAAUAGAACAGUAUUCAAAUAUCUGUAAGAUUAUAAGAAUGUGGGUUAGACUUUUUGAAUACGCAUCAAAAUAAAGGUCAUGAAUCUUUUAAAUCUUCUGGGGAGAAUUGUACUGUAUGUGUAAAAUAUAUUUUAUAUUUAGCGCUAGUCUGAAUAUGCUACUAAGGGCGUUAGUAGAACAACAUUUUAAAGAUAAUAUCUUGAUGAUGUACAUAUUAUGGCAAAUAUAUAAAACUAUUACAGGAGAGGAGUAUUAGGAGAAGAGCUAUACUUAGACUAUUAAGAUGUUCACACUGACAGGUGAUGUGUAUCUACUGCCCUCUGCUGGUCAUUGUCUUACAUUGAGAGCCUUUUACAGUACUUACACAACGCUUUCUGCCUUUCCUUAUAGCCACUGAUUUAGCACAAUUCAUGCACAGUCAUGUGAAAUCAGUGAUUACUCCAAUGAUGUUCAAUGGAUGCCAACAGAAUUUGCCAUAGUAAGAACUGAAGCACAAAAUAAUAUUGAUACCAUGUAAGAUUAGGAUGGCUGACACUAUCACUGACUUUGUGAUGGAAGAGAAGAUUCGGGGUGAGAGAGAGAGACAGAGAAAGUAGAGAUAAUUUUGACACCAUUCAGUGUAAUGUUGGUCAGUGUUUGGUCAAGGUGAAACUAUCCCUGUUUUCUUUUUCUAUGGGGUGGGAUGAAGGUCAACAGUGAUGCCUAAUAUUAAUGGAAACAUUAUCCAUGAACCUUUUCCCUAUUUCCUGAUUUUCAUAACACUAUAUUUGAUAAUUAAAUAGUAGUUAUAAUAUAACUUUAAGCAGUUUUCAUACAUUUUUCUGAAAGAUGUAAAACAAAAUAAAUGAACAACAAUGAUAAAAAAUAAGGUUUAAUAUUGAUUACACUAGUUUAUCUCUCUUUUCACGGGACCCUCUGCAUUCUGUUUCCUCUCUUUUCUUCUGUAGCCUUCCUUUCCUUCUGCCUUGCUGUCCUUCACUCCAUAGUGAUUAUUACAUUUGAAUGGAGAAUUUAUUACAGCCAUUUUGUUUAUACUCCAUCCAAUUCAUCCUGACCAGUGUAGCAGUACCAGUUUGUUAAGUUAACAUUUCACUCCUUGACAGAAUAGCAAUGACUAAAUUGGGUAGAUUUUAAAUAUAUAUAUGGUACUGCUACACGAGUCAGAAAGAAUUGGAUGGAGUAUAAACAAAAUUGCUGCAAUAAAUUAUCCAU
Molecule: messenger RNA, 3545 nt
Organism: Esox lucius (northern pike)
Lineage: Eukaryota; Metazoa; Chordata; Actinopteri; Esociformes; Esocidae
Gene: cacng7b
Product: calcium channel, voltage-dependent, gamma subunit 7b
Exons: 6
Coding region: 82-1107 (341 amino acids)
Biological process (GO): transmission of nerve impulse; positive regulation of synaptic transmission, glutamatergic; regulation of AMPA receptor activity
Cellular component (GO): postsynaptic density membrane; AMPA glutamate receptor complex
Molecular function (GO): channel regulator activity; voltage-gated calcium channel activity
Source: RefSeq, a predicted model, not a curated record